UGAGAUAAUUCAUUCAGUGACAUCCUAGAAAAUUCCUUUGUUGGCUCUUUGCCCUAUUUCUCUCACUUACCUUCUCUUCCUCCUCAUCUCAACUCAACUAUGGAACCCACCACCUCUUCUAACAGCUCCCCUCCUCUUCUCCAACCCUUUCCUCAGUAAAACCCAUCUCUCUCAUCCUGCUACCAAGAUUAAAUUUAGGGUUUGAGAGGCUGUUUCGAUUUUUACACAGUUGAAAGAGACGAAAUUGCAAUGUUGCCUUGUGGUCUUGGUGAAUGGCGGAAGAAGAAUUUGACUGGUUUUGAGUUUUGCGGUACCGAACAUGAGGGGAAGGGAUAGGAAAACAAUUAUUUGGUUACGUGGCAAUUUUAUAUUGGUUUACCGUAAAAUUGGAGUUCACCGUGCGUCCGUGUAUAACUUAAUAGGGAUGGAGAGAGAAGAUCUCCCUCACGAUUUCAAGGAAUAUGUGGACACUGAACUCAACUGGUUGCCAUUGAAGUGCGUUGACAAAGUCGUUGGAGGGGUUUUCUGGAGCCGAGGAGACGACAUACCCCUACGUCCUCGGCCGACUGUUCCUGCCGAUAUUAAUUUGGAGUUGAAAAAGAAGAUCAGAGAUGUGCUUUACAGCAUUUUACAGCAUUGGCUUGAUUAUGCGAUACUGGUUCAAUUUUGGGCACCCAUAACAGAAGAGAGGCAGUCUUUUCUUACAACUCAAAACCAACCUUUCGCUCUAGUAUCGGCUUAUGUUUAUAACGUUGUUAAAUUCUUAGUUCCGGAUCCACUUGAUGUUUUGGGACUUUGUCAGUAUAGGAUGAUAUCUAAAUAUAAUAAAUUUGUCGUGGAUUUAGAUGGGGAGAGUUCAGAAGAACACUUUGGGCUUCCUGGCCGAGUGUUCAAGAAUCAAUUUCCCGAAUCCACUCCCCUUGAUAAUUUUUUUUAA
Messenger RNA from Camellia sinensis, 937 nucleotides. The record is from RefSeq and is a predicted model, not a curated record. Lineage: Eukaryota; Viridiplantae; Streptophyta; Magnoliopsida; Ericales; Theaceae.